This is a messenger RNA of Auanema sp. JU1783, 2670 nucleotides long. The record is from the annotation of a GenBank genome assembly. NCBI's taxonomy places the organism in Eukaryota, Metazoa, Nematoda, Chromadorea, Rhabditida, Rhabditidae.
AUGUGGACAAAGACUAUUUUCUGCACCCUUCUCCUCUUUCUGUUGAUACAAGCUCAAGAAAUUGAGAUUGCAGAUUCUGAGGAGGGUAAGUGCAGUGCUAGUAAACCAUGUGCUCCUGGAGUAAUUCUACCUGUUUGGCAGCCGUCGACAAAUUUGUCAGAAUGUAAAGUAGUUUUCCGAGCAAUUAUCUACUUAAUUGCUCUUGUUUAUAUGUUUUUCGGAGUUUCGAUUGUAGCCGAUCGCUUCAUGGCCGCCAUCGAGGUAAUCACUUCACAGGAAAGAGAAGUGAAAAUGAAAAAAAUUACUGGAGAACCAUAUACAAUUCUCAUCCGAGUUUGGAACGAGACAGUCAGUAAUUUGACACUCAUGGCUUUAGGCUCUUCAGCUCCCGAAAUAUUGCUGUCUGUCAUUGAAAUUUUCGGAAACGAUUUUCAAGCAGGAGACCUCGGUCCAAGCACAAUUGUCGGUUCCGCCGCAUUUAACUUGUUUGUAAUCAUAGCUGUGUGUAUAGCUUCAAUACCAUCUGGAGAAGGAAGACGAGUUCAGAACAAUCAAGUAUUCUGGGUGACAUUCUCCUGGUCAAUUUUUGCCUAUGUUUGGCUAUAUCUCAUUCUGUCCGUGUUUUCUCCAAAUCAAGUUGAGGUCUGGGAAGGAUUACUGACUUUCUUAUUCUUCCCUCUGACAGUUUUGUCGGCUUAUGCCGCUGAUCAAUACACAGGAAAUUAUGGACAAAGAUUCUUCACAGGCCCAUUGAGAAGCUUUUUGGGCCGUCGUUCAACACGGCGAUCUUCCCAAACACAAAAAAGGGAUGGAGUCGCUUCAUUGGAGAAUGGAGCAAAGGAAGAGCACAGGCAUGAUGAAAUACGGAAAGAAAACAAACUUAAUGUUGUAUAUUAUAGAGUUUCUUUACUCAAUUUACAAGGAGAUCCUGAUGCCAUAGCAUUCGAAGAGCAUCGUAGAAAGUAUUUAGAGAUAUUCAGAGAACUCCGAAAUCAGCAUCCAGAUGCUCCAGUUGAAGAACUAGAGAAGCUUGCCACCCAAAAAGUUGUGAGCGAAAAGAAAAAGAGUCGAGCUUUCUAUAGAGUUCAGGCAACAAGGAAGUUGGUGGGCUCAGGGGAUAUAACAAAGAAAAAGCUCCAACAGAAAGCCAAUGAACUAGUGGAGCCAUUAAUUGAAAAACAAAAUAUGGUUGUUGUGCAGUUUGACCCGGCUCACUAUAUGUGUCUGGAAAACAUUGGAGUGUUGAAAGUGACAGUUCGUUGCGACAGAGGCACGGCUGAUGCUAACAGUCAAGUAUCUGUACAUUAUAGAACGGUUGCUGAUACAGCUGAGGAGAACACUGAUUUCGUGCCUGUUGAAGGAACAUUAACCUUUGGACCAGAAGAAACAGAGAAACAAAUUGAAGUUGAAAUCGUUGACAACGACAUAUAUGAGGAAGAUGAACAAUUUCUAAUUCGCUUGUCUCAAGUUCGUGCUCAUAACAAAGUUCAUUUUUCACCGGUCCCUGCUCGAUUGGGAAGUGCUUCUACAGCCACAGUACUGAUUGUUGACGACGAUCAUGCAGGUGCUUUCGGCUUUUCCAGUGAAAAGUUCAAAGUAGUAGAGAGUGCUGGCUUGUUCAUUGCUGAAGUCUUAAGAAGUCGUGGUGCUCGUGGAGAAGUUUCUAUCCCAUAUAAAACAGUUGCUGGAACAGCUAAACCAGGAGAAGAUUAUGAACAUUGCGAGGGAAAUCUGGUGUUUACAGAUGAACAAACCAAAGGCACUAUUGAAAUUCCGAUUGUGAAUGACGAUGAAUACGAAAAAGCAGAAGAAUUCUUCAUUGAACUGGGAGAACCAAUAUGGCACAGACCGCCAAAUGCCGAUGACGAAGGAAGACCUCUACUAGCUAUGUCGAGAUGCAAAGUUGUAAUUACUGAAGAUAAAGAAUUCAAGAACUUCGUAGAUAGAAUGCUAACAAAUGCUAAUACUUCAAUUAUGGUUGGUACUAGUAGUUGGAAACAACAGUUCCAGGAAGCUUUAACUUAUGAAGCAGAUGAGGAUGAUGAGGAUGGACAAGUCACUUUACAAGGCAAAAUGAUGCACUACAUCUCACUUCCAUGGAAAUUGUUUUUCGCUUUCAUCCCACCCACUGAUUAUUACAAUGGAUGGUUCUGUUUCUGUGUAGCCAUUUUCAUGAUCGGCUUGCUUACAGCAGUGAUCGGAGAUUUAGCUAGCCACUUUGGUUGUACAGUUGGAAUGAAAGAUACAGUAACGGCUAUAUCAUUAGUAGCAAUGGGAACCAGUAUUCCAGAUACGUUUGCUUCAAAAACAGCUGCCGUACAGGACAAGUGGGCUGAUAGCUCCAUCGGUAAUGUAACUGGAUCAAACGCUGUGAAUGUGUUUUUGGGUAUUGGAAUAGCUUGGGCUAUCGCAGCUAUAGUCCAUGCAUGGAGAGGAACAAGAUUCGUAGUCAAUGCUGGCUCGUUGGCUUUUUCCGUUACUCUUUUCAUCCUUGGUUCAAUCAUAGCAAUAACUAUACUUCAAUUCCGAAGAUUCAAUAAAAAUAUCCAUUCUGAGCUUGGAGGACCAACGAAGGCUAAAGUUCUCUCAGCUGGAGCUUUCGUGCUAAUUUGGCUGGGCUACCUUCUAUUCAGCAUUCUUGAAGCAUAUUGUGUGAUUCCUGGCUUCUAA